This is a messenger RNA of Babesia microti strain RI, 2904 nucleotides long. RefSeq names its product Protein transport protein Sec24-like At3g07100. Lineage: Eukaryota; Apicomplexa; Aconoidasida; Piroplasmida; Babesiidae. The record is from RefSeq and is a predicted model, not a curated record. The transcript is spliced from 6 exons. Gene Ontology annotation, biological process: COPII-coated vesicle cargo loading; intracellular protein transport; endoplasmic reticulum to Golgi vesicle-mediated transport. Gene Ontology annotation, molecular function: SNARE binding; zinc ion binding. Gene Ontology annotation, cellular component: endoplasmic reticulum exit site; COPII vesicle coat. The coding region runs from base 1 to 2904 and encodes 967 amino acids.
AUGAACAACAAUUUGUAUAGGAAAAAAUUGGAGGGGAAUUAUGAGGACUCGAACGCAUCAGAGGCUUCUCCGUUAUAUAAUAACAAUGAUAGCUCCCGGUACUCAGGUUAUACCACUUCCCCUAUAAAGCACCAAAGUACUGCACCCAAAGAUAAUCUACAGAACAUAUAUUUAACCCCUAACAUUAUAGCUCCUUCAUCUUCAAAUGUCAAUUUAUGGAAGCCAAUGACAGAAUCAUUACAAACACAAACUAUACAACCCAGCUCACCUGUAAUUAAUAAUAGUCCAAUCGAUUUUUCAAAUAAAUCCAGUACCAUAAUAACAUCAGACGAAUAUAUUCCAACAAAUCCCAACGUAUACACUUUAUGUGAUAAAAAUAUUUGCAAAAUUGAUCAUAAAGAGAUCCCACGGCCACUAGAUAAUUUGAAGCGUUUUAACGAUGAAAACGAAAGUGUGACAAGAUACAAUACUAGUGAGAUAAAUGGGCCGCUAAAUAAUUUGGAUUCUUGCUACAUAGUUGACGAUGGCAAUGCAUCGCCUAAAUUCAUGCGUACUACGCUGUAUCAGUUGCCAAGAUUUUCAGAUUCCCUGGAAAAUUGCCACAUACAAUUUGCUAUAAUCGUCCAGCCAUUUGCUCCCACUGCGGUAGGCCAAGAAGUCCCAUUAAUAGAUAUAAACGAAUCAUUGGGUGUUAGCGACCCGGAUAGGCAGUAUCUAAUUAGGUGUAAAAAUUGCGGCGCUUACAUAAACUCAUUUGUUCUGAGUAAAUCAGAAAACGCAGGCAAAAUUUGUAAUUUGUGUGGUACGCAUUAUAUUCUCAAUGAUCAUGAAAAGGAAGUUCUCGACAAAUUAUGCAAUGAGACAUAUCAUAAUCCUCGUAUUUUAUGCGGAAGCGUGGAUUAUCUUGCCCCUCCUAGUUAUCAUUCUAGGAAAACAAAGAUGAUAAACACUGAGCAGCAAACAAUGAAUGGCAUGAGCAUGUUAAGUUUAUCAGCCAAUGAACCAUCCAGUAAUAAUUUUGGGGGAUCACCUACAAGAUCAAUUCAAUCAGUUAAAUCUUCAAUGACAGAGCCUAUUAUGCAUGACAUUUUAAGUAAUCACAAAAACAAGGCGCCAUCUCAUAUAUUAAUAAUAGAUUGCAACAAAACUUCCAAAUCACUCAAUUUGAAAUCUACCGUUUUACAGGGCAUAAAAUAUUGUUUGAGCCAAGGUGAUAUCAAUAAUUUUGAGCAAUUGGAAUUGUGUAUAAUUACCUAUACUAAUAAUAUACAAUUCUACACAUACAAACAUGGAUUUAAAAAUGUCCUCAUAGUUUCUGAUGAUGAGCCCUUCAUUCCUUGUCCAUUAGAUGACAUCUUUGUUAGUAUCGGGUACAAUAAAAUUGAGGACAUUUUCAGUUACUUAGAUGGCAUUUGCAAUUUUGAUGCAACUGGAGAUAAUACUAAAGAAUGUGGAGCGGCAGCUAUGCAGCUGGCUGUUCACAUUCUUGCGGAAAGAGGGACCAGUGGCACAGUUACCGUAUUUUAUGCUAACCCGCCAAAUAUCAGUAGCGAAACACAUGGUACAAAUUCCUUUGAUUCGGAAAUUAAGAAGUUCUAUAAUGGAAUUGUCCUACAAUGUUAUGAAUCAAAUAUUGCAAUUGAUGCUUAUUUUUGUCUCCCAUCUGAAAUGCUGGUCAACUUCGCCAGUAAUACUUACCUGUCUAUCCAAACCGGGGGAAAGUUUAAAAUAUACAGCAAAUUUGAUUACAGGAGGGAUUAUGUGAGCCUGUACCAAGAGAUCUAUCGCAAUUUAACGAUGCAGUAUGCUUAUGGUUGUGAAUUGAGGCUUAGGUGUAACAAGGGGCUUUUUGUCAAGGAUAUGCUCUGUCCCCAAACUAUACCAAAGGCUAUAGUUGAUAAGUAUACAUUAAAAAUACCACGUAUUUCUCCUGAUUGUUCUAUUGCAUUUGUGAUGGGAAUGGACGAUAUUCCCGAAGGGAGAAAUGCAGUCUAUGUCCAAUGUGCCUGUUUACACCUAAAUACCGCUGGUAAAACUUGUGUGAGGGUACAUACAUUGGAAUUGUCUGUUACAACAUCGACCAAUAAAGUGUACAAGUAUUCGGAUGUUGAAUCUAUAAUCAACAUUUAUAUGCGUACCCUUGCAUACAAUCUGUUGAGGUUCAAACGGUCCAUAAGGAUUAAUGUGCUAAAUGAAAUGGUGGAAAUCUUGAGCGCCUAUAGGCGUCUUUGCGUUGCAUCUACACCGGCAAAUCAACUAAUCCUCCCUGAUUCGCUAAAAUUGUUGCCUCCCUUUUGUAUGGCAGCAUUCAAAUUAAUCGCAUUAUACAACGAUACAGAACUCACGCAUAUUAAAAGUGUUUUGUAUAGAUCUCUGAGUUGGGGCGUUUCUCAGACUAUGUACAUUUUCCCCAAACUUUACAGCCUAGGCCGUGAUUACAACUUCAUCGAGGACAAUGUGAAAUUUGAGCUAGUACCAACUAGUGGGGAAUAUGUAUAUUCCGAUGGAAUGUAUCUACUUGAUAAUGGAAGUGAGAUACUUUUGUACUUUGGGAUACAUGUUUCGCUGAAUGUGUUGAAGAAAUUGUUCGGGCCAAACUUCAAUAACAGCAAUUGGAUGGAUGCCAUAUUCAUUAACAAGCACAACGAUAGCAUAUUAUGGGCUGACGCGGAGAUUGGAAAGUCUGAGUUGGCAGGCAAGAUACAAAACUGCAUUGAUCUCCUGCGUAAACACGAUAAGUCGGAAUAUUUUAAGCAGUUGCGGGUUAUCGCACCAAAAACUCGUGGGGAGGAGAUAUUCAAAACCUUUCUAAUUGAGGAUUCUUACAAGCUAGAACCCUCCUACAUGAACUUCCUCUGUGAUAUACAUGCCAAAAUUCAUUCGAUGAUUGAUCACAACCGCUAG